Rhizophagus irregularis DAOM 181602=DAOM 197198 is the source of this 230-nucleotide messenger RNA. The record is from RefSeq and is a predicted model, not a curated record. Lineage: Eukaryota; Fungi; Glomeromycota; Glomeromycetes; Glomerales; Glomeraceae.
GAAUUGCGUACUUCUCGCCGGUCGCUGCCAAACUUGAUCAAAAAACUAAUAAAUAUGAUACAGUAGAAGAUUUUAAUUGGUUAAGACAACAAGCUUCACCACAUUGGGAUUUAUUGGAGGAAAAAUAUUUAAGAAAAGAUUGGCCUUUGAUCAAUAAUGAGGGAAUGAAUAACAUUAACGAAAACGAAUUAAAUAAUGUUUUAAGUGAAAUUUUGGAACAAUCUACCUAA